Eupeodes corollae is the source of this 6479-nucleotide messenger RNA. RefSeq lists its product as uncharacterized. NCBI's taxonomy places the organism in Eukaryota, Metazoa, Arthropoda, Insecta, Diptera, Syrphidae. The record is from RefSeq and is a predicted model, not a curated record. The coding region runs from base 596 to 1543 and encodes 315 amino acids. The transcript is spliced from 5 exons.
UGGAUAAAACAUAUUACACGAAAAACCUGUUCCAUAUCUUUCGGUUGAAUAGAGAAAGGAAAAGAAGAGAAAAACAAAACGCUAUCCAUUUUUAUCUUUAUAAAAAUACCAAAACUGUAUGAUUAAAAAUGAACUUGUUAAUAUUUGUAAGCUCAACAUAAGUGUGUGCAGAAUAGUUGUAACUUCUAUAAAAAAAAAACUACGGUGUUAAAUUUGUCUCACCUUUCAAUGAAAAUUCAAUCGAAAAUAAAUGCUAAUAACUAGGUAUAGGCAACAAAAAUUAGUUCAUCCUAAAAAUCUUACCCCAAAAGACACAACCAAAUCCUUUCAACAGUUAAAUGUACUUAAUAAAGAUACGCAGCAGCUCUAUUCUUGAUACAUUAAUCUUUUAAAUAAGAGUUUAUUGUGCAUUAUUUUAAAGUUAUCAUAUCCUAAGGAUCUUUCAAUCAGUGCUGAGGAUUUAACUGAAGAAAAUUCUCUGUGUUAUUCUCAACCCAACAAUUGUAACAAACGUCCAAAUACUUUCGAUACAGCUAACGUUGCGGAGACGAUACGACGAGGUAGUAUACUAUUAUUCAACAGUAGUGGCAAAAUAAUGCCAACCAUUACCCAACAUGUAGAAAGUCCAACAUCCAUGGCUAGUGCGAUAGAUAUAGGUACAGGCAACUGUUGUGAUGUGCAUUGUUGCAAUGGCCCACCACCUAUCUUGUUCCUAUUUUUAACACUUUUAAUGACAACUAGUGCAACAGCCAUGCUCUGUGCAGCAAUAAUGACCGAUCAUUGGGAGCAUGUAAGAUGGGAUCGAGAAAGUCUUGAUCGUUUAUCAAACCACACAGGACUUAUUCUGGAUUGGGUAUUGGACGAAAAAGUGGCGAUAUUGCCUCCAAAAGAUCCCAGGAAUAAACGCGAUGCCAUAUUUCUUGUUCCAAUGCACGGAGGAAUUUGGACGCUUUGUAUAGAUUUACCAAUUCAAGAAAUGCAUCUCUUGAAAAAACAUAGAAAGUUUCCUAAAACAGCAGUUCCCUGUGUUAACUAUUUAGCUGGUUCGAUAGACAAUCCUCGUAGUGAGGAGACACAAAACGAUUGGCAACAUAGUGAGUUCCAGACAUCAUUGCAACCCCAUUUGAGGAUGCAAAAUUUAUCAAUUUCCUGUUCGUUAGUGUGUCUGAUUAUUUUGGGAAGUGCAGCAUUGGUAGGAGCUUUUGGUGUUUGUCAACGCCAGAUAAGCGCAAUUUUAAUAACAGGAGUUAUGUAUCUCUUAGCUGCCCUUUUCGCACUCUUCACGCUUAUGAUUAUUCAUUUUAAACGCCAACAAGGACGACCGAUGGCUGACAGUGACUUCGAUGGAACAGUCGAUGGUGUGGUUGCCGCCCGGGGUGUUGCGAGGGUGGCCCAAAGACUAUUAAGAGCAAGAAUAUUUGUCACAUCAUGGAGUUUAGAUUUGGGAUGGGGGGGAGUUGUUUUAUGUUCUAUAACAUCGGUUUUAUGGAUUCUUUUAUCAAAAAUAAUGCGUUUCAGUCCGUUUUCUACUCUAAUGGUUUAGUUAAGAUUUUUUUUAAUUUCAACUUUUAUUUAGAAGUACCUUUGUUCAAUACAUUCGGUUGAAAAGUUGAAGUCUUAAGGUUGUCCCAAGUUCUCAAUAACUCGAUAUUAAAGUUGAUGAAAACUAUUUUGGAAUUUGAUAGCUACAAACAGGCACAUAUUUACCAUUUUUUUAAAGUUCUUGCCUACUGAUAUGGUAUGUUCUAAUUUCAAUUACGAUUAGCAUGAAAUUGGUUGGAAUUGAGGGAAAUAAUAAUUUUUUGUUUGCAAACUGAACCAAAAAAAAAAGUGUUAAUCAUCGAAUCCAUCUCACAGGUAUCGUCCAGUUUAGUUGAAAUGGAGGAUGGAUAAGAAAUUUAUAAAAACAGAAACCGAAAUACAUAUUUAUGUUAUGUUUUAAGUUGCCGGGCCCCUUCUUUUGACUUUAAAAAUUUUCAAAAUAAAAUAAAUUUGAAAUUAACGUUAAAUCAAAGAAGGAAAUGGAAACAAUUUAAUAUAACUUUCUUUCAAAAGUUUAGAGCUGCCCAGUUUUUUACUUAAUAUGUAUUAACAACAAUGUACGCCAAUAAUAAUCAGAGGCCCAGAUCGACAAGCUUAUGACUGAUGAAUUGGAUUGGAUUCAUUGCGAAAGCAUGAAUGAUUUUAUAUUUUCGGGCCCCAAAAAAUAACUAGAAAUAGGUAUGUAUGUACAUAUGUAUGCUAAUGAUGGAAUAUAUUAAAAAAAACACUCUCCUCUUUGCUUUCAAAUGUACGGGCUCCUAGAAAAGCCCAGGCUCGGGGUUUCCCCCUUCCCUGCAGCAAUGCACUUUCUUGUAUUUCAAAAUUAAAUUGAACAUUUGACAAAAUAAAUUAAAACAUAAAACUAACAAAUCGAACAAAAUUAUGAAAAAAUACGCCCUGUAUCCUGUAAAGUAAACUUCAAAGUGUUUCAUAGAACUUGUAAAGCGAAAGACUUUUCACAUAGUGCAUAGAUGCAACACUGUGACAUUAGGACUUAAAGAUAUUCCUUUGACUAUUGAAAUGUAAUUUAUUUUCAAAAAAUCGAAAAAUCAUUUCCGAUAUCGAAAUCAAUCCUAAGUUUCACACCUGUUUGGUCACUGUUUUUAACUUCGUUUUUUUUUUACAACAGUUUUCAAAAGAAACCUUCAAAUUCCAUUUAAGUUCGGCGCGAUGUCGAUGGAUUAAAAAACUUCUACAAAAUAGAACAAUUGAAAUGAAUCAACGUGUUAACCCUUACAUUGAAAUUUCAUGUCCUUUGGUAAGUUCGUCACAAUGAAUAACAAAAAAAUAUUCCAUGUUCAUUGUCUUCUUAACUUCUUCAUUUUCAAAACGAUUCAUAUAUCUUUUACAUUGGUUUUCGAAAACUUUUCAAAACAAACUCUUUGCAAAAUUAUUUUUGGGAUGUCUGAUAACAACAUAUCAGGAACUUUUUGUUUUGAAUGUCCUGUUUUACAUUUUGCAAAUUAAAUCCAAAUGAAAUAAAAACUGUUGAAUAGGGGUUAGUUAUUAGAUUAUGGUCUUAGUUACAGUUACGAUACUAUAACAAACUGUAGGUUUCUUAACGAUACCAAAUUUUUCGCAAAGACCAACCUCAAAGAAUUAAAAAACUUCGAAAUUUGACAUUUACGAUAUCUACUACGGCAAUUGUACUUUUUUAACGUUUUUUGAGAUUGGGAGAGUUUUCUUAAAUCCAACAAGUAUGAAUCUGGGUUUCCAGUUUUUCUUUGAAGCCGUACAAAAAUGUUUUACUUUCCAAUGCUUUUUUGGUUAUGUACUUAUUCGAUAGACAUAGGUACAUGUAUAUUGCUAGCCUUAAAAUUGUUCCUAUUCAACAAAUUGAUUUGUCUAUAUUAUAAGCCAAUGUUUAUUAGACAAAAAAACUAUUUUAAUAUAUAAAUAAACUUCAAUUGUAAUAAAGAACAACAAACUAAGUAUGGUCAAUAAACCAAAAAAAAAAAAGGAAAUAGGAAAUAGGUAGAAAAAUAUGCGCUAGUACCUAAGUGAUAAUUAAUAUGAGCUUUUUAUUUUAUUUAAGCAAAUUUAAAACUAAGUCAAAAUAUUUUUAUAAUGCUUUUAUUGCAACUUAUUUUACUUUUCACACAUGUAAAAUAAAAAAGAAAGAUGUAUUAAAUUAUUGAAAGCCUUACUUUGAGUAAAAUGUUCUCAAGAAAAAAUAAAUAGCAAUGUGUAUUAAUUUAAAUAGGUAAUUAUUCAAUUUCAAUUAAAUUAUAUUUUUAUUCAUUUUCUUCAAUGGAAAUCUUUUUAAAAAUAUGCCCGACUUUUUGCGCAGAACGUAAAUGUAUAACAUAAAUAAUACAUUUAUCAAAUGAAAGCUUAUACUAAGCUGAAUAUGGCCUAGAAUUUUUUCAAAAUCGGUUUAGCAGAUUUAGAAAUGUUUAAGCUAUCAUAUUCGAUUAGUAAGAACUAGAAGAUGAAUUGUAUUUAUUUUUCAUUUAAGUCAACAGGUCUUUUAGUUUAUUUUUAUUUCCAAGCUUUAAAAUUUUGCAAAACUUUAAGCCAGAAAAGUUUAAAGAUAAAAUUAUCUUGUCCAUAACCAAACUUUCGGUCGCGGUGACUUUGAAAAGUCGAACAAACAUAAUAGACACACAUGUAAAAGGCAAUCUGAAAUGUUACCUAAGUGCUUGUUUUAGCUGUAGAUCGUAAAUAUUGUAAGGUCGAGUUCAACACCCGAAUAGAUCUAUGCAUGUAAUUUCUAUUUCGUUGCACUUUGACAGCUGACAACUUUUGUCACUGAAAUUUAGUUUGUUCUUUUUUCAGAACCUGUGUGUAGCAGCAGUGCCUUCUCCUUUGUAGUUUUGUUUUAAAUAAAAAAAAGAAAUAUAGAUAAAUAAAUUAAAAAAGUGUUAGUAAACUUACAUAUGUGUGUUUAUUGUUUACAACAACACCCGGGGUUUUAAAAUACAUAACGUUUUGCAAAUUUUUAGGUCGCACUUCAUGACAUGGCUUACAGAACCAAGUUUGGGCAAAACAGUUUAGACGUCGCACGUUACGGCAAGAAAAUCUUAUAUGCGAUAUUAGGGACACUGUUCCAUAUAUAAUUGAUACGGUUUACGUUGUCUUCUUUUUUAGGACGGGAUAAAAAAAAUCAUCUCCAGUCGCUUUGGAAAGCGUAUUAGGUUAUCUCAUAAGCACAUGGAUGAAUGGAUAGAUUCUUUUUUUGUUUUUAUUAAAAUAAAUAAGAUGACACCCUUUCAUGACAAGAAUUACUCUUGGAAGAUUUGUCAAUUUCUCGCAAGAGGCAGUACCCGUGAAAAAAAUUAGGUAUUAUAUAGGCAGGGAUUGAACCCAAGACCCCUUGCAUGACAGACCAAUGCACUAAGCAUCACGAUACGGGUACUACAUUCCAUAUCUGACAACAUUACUCGCACACAGGAAUGGUUGAGUGUUGUAAGUCACUAGGCCCUGGUUCUUCAUGAACUGUUGUGCCACCUUAUUUAUUUAUUUAUAAGAUGGCACCACAAUCCGUAGAGGAGAAGAACCUAGUGACUUACAACUCUCAACCAUUCCUGUGUUCAAGUCAUUUCAGGGAUGAGGUUAUUAACCGAUUCCAAACGGCUAAAUUGAGAACUUUUCAUGACAAGAAUUACUCUUGGAGGAUUUAUCACUUCCUCGCAAGAGACAGUACCUGUGAAUACAACUUUAAGUGACACAGGGGGUAUUGAACACAAGACCUUUAUCAUGAUCGUCCUAUGUACUUUUUUAAGUCGUUGAUAUUAAUUAAUUCUUAAAGCUAGACAAAAAUUCAUAAAACUUGCCUAACUCACCAUAGCUUAAGUUGAACUAUAAUACAUACUUAAAACUAAUCCCUUUUGGCCAUAAGAUCUAUUCAAUUUAAUUAAAUUUUAUUUUCAUUUAUUUUUUAUUUUAUUGGAAAAUAAAAAAAAACCAUGGGUACUUUUAUUUCUUAUUAACAUUGUCCAAUAAUUAUUGUUUAAGAAUCAGGACAAAGCAAAUGUGCCGUCCGUUUGAGAGAUCUUUUCAGAUUUAAAAAAGAAUAAAACUAAAAAUAUGUAUACAUACAAUAUAAAAAUUAGUAUUAAUAAUAUAAAACGGGUAUACGUUGCAAAAUAAAUCAAAUAUACAAUAUUAGUGAAUGAAACAUCAAAAUAUCGGCACACAUAGUGAUGGGCUCGGUAUAUACUCAGAUUGAUAUUACUAAAUAGGGGGAUCUUUUGGGUAUUUAUGGCUAUAGUCUAUGACAUUUCAAUAAGUGUAUUUAAAUGUUGUUUUAGAAAGGUUUUAUAAAGAUACAAAAAUAUGUUCCAUGCAGAUAAAGGGUGUUCUUUUUUUUCUUUGAUUGUUGAUUUUCUUCUAUUAACAUGCUCAGAUCUUUACUUGGAAAUAAAAUAACAUGUUGUUAUGGUACUGAAACUAAAGGUACACAUAAAUGAAACCAUUACGUGGCGCUGUAGUCAAUCUAUUUUAUUUUUUAACAAUACAUACUUGUUUUAAUUUUAAACAUAUAUAUUGGGUUUGCUUUUCUUACCUAAAAAGACAUUUUACAGAAUAUUGAAUUUCCAUCGGAAAUAAGUUAUAUUUCAUUAUCAAAAUAAAGACAAAAUUGGUUUUAAUUGAAACAAAUGUUCGUUGACCCAGUAGUCUAAACUUGUUAUUUGUUCAUAAAUUCGAUUGAAUAAAUGAAUCUUCAAAAACUUAAAAGGUGCUUCGUACAAAUAAGGUAAACAUAAAAUGCUUUUUUAUUUCCACUUUUUAUUGAGACCCUUUAACGACUUUUUGAUCUUGUACUCAUUUUUAUUGCUCGCUCUAAAAUUGUUCCUAUUCAAACAAAUGAUUUGUCUAUCUUAUGUGUAAGCCAAUGUUAAUAAAGCAAAAAAGACACUAUUUUAAUAUAAAAAUAAACUGCUAUUGUAAUAAAGAACAACAUUCAUAGAUUGUUAAAUAAAAAAAAAACAAAA